Psammomys obesus (fat sand rat) is the source of this 1765-nucleotide messenger RNA. RefSeq names its product NUF2 component of NDC80 kinetochore complex (gene Nuf2). The transcript has 14 exons. Gene Ontology annotation, molecular function: protein-containing complex binding. NCBI's taxonomy places the organism in Eukaryota, Metazoa, Chordata, Mammalia, Rodentia, Muridae. Gene Ontology annotation, cellular component: kinetochore; Ndc80 complex. The record is from RefSeq and is a predicted model, not a curated record. The coding region runs from base 89 to 1483 and encodes 464 amino acids. Gene Ontology annotation, biological process: attachment of mitotic spindle microtubules to kinetochore; meiotic chromosome segregation; kinetochore organization.
GUGACAACGGUCGGUGGUUUUGGAUUAGUAGCUCGGUUUGCGACUGCUCUUCCGGGAGCUGCUGGGGCCGCAGGAAGAAACUCCCAUAAUGGAAACUCUGUCGUUCCCCAGAUACAACGUAGCUGAGAUUGUGGUUCAUAUUCGCAAUAAAUUAUUAACAGGAGCAGAUGGCAAAAAUCUCUCUAAGAACGAUCUUCAUCCAAAUCCAAAGCCUGAGGUCUUGUACAUGAUCUACAUGAGAGCCUUACAAAUAGUAUAUGGGAUCCGGCUGGAGCACUUCUACAUGAUGCCGGUGAACAUUGAAGUCAUGUACCCACAUAUAAUGGAGGGCUUUUUACCAGUCAGCAAUUUAUACUUUCAUCUGGAUUCAUUUAUGCCGAUUUGCCGCGUGAAUGACUUUGAGAUAGCUGAUAUUCUUUAUCCAAAAGCAAAACGGACAAGUCGGUUUUUAAGUGGCAUUAUCAACUUUAUUCACUUCCGAGAAGCAUGCCGGGAGAUGUAUACAGAAUUUCUUUUGCAAAAUAAAUCCUCUAUGGACAAAAUGCAGCAGUUAAACAGUGCACACCAGGAAGCAUUGAUGAAACUGGAAAAACUCAAUUCAGUUCCAGUUGAAGAGCAAGAAGAGUUCAAGCAACUUAUGGAUGACAUUCAGGAGCUGCAGCACUUGCUGAACCAGGAGUUUCGGCAGAAAACGACACUGCUACAGGAGGGAAAUGCCCAAAAGAAAUCAGAUAUUUCAGAGAAAAACAAGCGUUUGAAUGAACUAAAGUUGUCAGUGGUUUCUUUGAAAGAAGUUCAAGACAGCUUGAAAAGCAAAAUCGUGGACUCUCCAGAGAAGGUGAAGAACUAUAAAGAGAAGAUGAAAGACACUGUCCAGAAGCUCCGGAACUCCAGGCAAGAAGUGAUGGAGAAGUAUGAAGUCUAUAGAGAUUCUGUGGAAUGCCUGCCUUCCUGUCAGCUGGAGGUGCAGUUAUAUCAGAAGAAAAUACAGGACAUUGCAGAGAACAGGGAGAAGCUAAGCAGUAUUUUAAAGGAGAGCCUGAACUUAGAGGACCAAAUUGAAAGUGACUCAUCAGAACUAAAGAAACUCAAGACUGAAGAAAAUUCACUCAAAAGACUAAUGACUGUCAAGAAGGAAAAGCUUGCCACUACGCGACUCAAAAUAAACAAGAAGCAGGAGGAUGUAAAACAGUACAAGCGGACCGUGAUUGAAGAUUGCAAUAAAGUUCAGGAAAAAAGAGGUGCUGUCUAUGAGCAAGUGACCACCAUUAAUCUGGAGAUCCAGAAGAUUAAAUCUGGGAUUCAGCAACUAAAAGAUGCUGCGAAAAGGGAGAAACUCAAGUCUCAGGAAAUCUUUGAGAACUUGAAAAGUGCUCUGGAGAAGUACCAUGAGGGCAUUGAGAAGGCAACAGAGGAGUGCUGCGCUAGAAUAGAAGAGAAGACUGCUGAGCUGAAGAAGAGAAUGUUCAGAGUGCCGCCCUGAUCACUCAGCCCUCCAGGCCUGCCGCCUGUCGGUGUCUAUUGAGCAUAGUUAUGUUGGAACUAGUAGAAACGCCAGCAGUAUCAUCUAACUAACGUGGGUAACAUCGGUUCCCAUUUGUCUUUGCUGUCUUUUUAUAUGAUGAUGUGCUUCAUGUGUUUUUUCCUUGGUGCUGGGAUUGAACUCAGGGCCUUGCAGGCUACAAUGAGCUGCUUCCCCAGGCUCCAACAUGCCCUGUAUUAUAGGAUUUUGCUACAAUUAAAAUAACUUGUACAGCUUUUGUGU